UAUUCAAAAGUCCAACAUAUUCGUUUCAAACCCAAGUUAGACAGUGCCAUCACUCAGGAGACAUCACUCCACCCAUCUAGUCAAAAUGAAAGUGUUCUUCGCAGUAGUUCUUCUGGUAGCUGCCGUGUCUUGCGCCCCUCAGGAUCCCAACGCAACCCCGGUGCCAAUUGUGUCGCAGACUUCCAAUCUCAACCCGGAUGGAUCGUUCCAAUACUCUUACGAAUCGGGCAAUGGUAUCAAGGUGGAAGACCAGGGAGAGCUGAAGGUCGUGGAAGUACCCAAAGAGGACGGUACCGGAACCGAGCAGGCUCAAGUUUCGGUCCAGAAGGGCAGCUACUCGUACAACGCUCCCGAUGGAACGCCAAUCACCCUGCAGUGGACUGCUGACGAGAAUGGAUUCCACGCCACCGGUGACCAUUUGCCAGUUGCCCCGGUUGCAAAUGCUUAGGCGCUUAGCUUGGGAGUGAUUGUGAAAAGUGUGAUGAUCGUCAAUGAUAUUUUUGUAUUAUGUUUCAAAUGUAAAUAAAUCAAGAUGUUUUCAAAAAA
Aedes aegypti (yellow fever mosquito) is the source of this 546-nucleotide messenger RNA. Its product is annotated as endocuticle structural glycoprotein SgAbd-2. Gene Ontology annotation, cellular component: chitin-based extracellular matrix. The transcript has a single exon. The record is from RefSeq and is a predicted model, not a curated record. The coding region runs from base 86 to 448 and encodes 120 amino acids. NCBI's taxonomy places the organism in Eukaryota, Metazoa, Arthropoda, Insecta, Diptera, Culicidae. Gene Ontology annotation, molecular function: structural constituent of chitin-based larval cuticle.